AUGGCGCCGGUCCAGACAUUCAGCUCCAGCCCCAUCACGGCAGCCAAGGCUCCGACGGCAACGGCAAUGGCCCAGUCGCCAACCGCCAACAAGACUGCGCCAGCCACGACGACGGCAGCGGCAUCGGCCUCUGCGCACUACGGACCGGCCUCGGCGCAGCCAGGAUCGAGGCCCUUUGUCCCUGCAGCGACUGCGUCGGCCUACUCUGCGCCGGGAUACUAUGCCCAGCCCACGCCCACCCAGCCGCUGGCCGACAACAAUAACAACAACUCUCCUCCCGCGCCACAACCUGGUGCUGUGCCUACGGCCCCCGGCGCCGCCGCUACUGCUGCAAGCUCGCUACCUCCUCCACCGAAGAAUGGCGAGACAAUGGGUCCCGAGCACACGGGCAGCGUCCCGCCGAUGCCCGCGCAAAUGUCGUAUCCUGCCCCUCAGGCCUCUCACGCCAUCCGAGGCACAUCUACUGCAGACGCUGCUGCCUAUCCGUCGCCGUACGAAGCAGGCCCUGUACCGUUGCCGGUUGGCACUGCCCUCGGCGGCGGCAUCAACCGCGCGACCGACAUGUCGCACCCGCCGGGGUACCAGCAAGACACCCAGGCGGCCGAGUUUUCUAGCGGCCAGCGCGUGGCGCACGACUUUAGCAGCAGUAUCGGAGGUGGAUAUGAGGAGGAUGGCAGCGCAAGUAUCUGGAACACGGCCAAGAAGUGGGCGUCGGCCGCCGGCGACACCCUGGCGGCUGCCGAGGGGGAGGUCUGGAAGGCUGUGAACAAAGAUCAAAAGUAA
Messenger RNA from Akanthomyces muscarius, 783 nucleotides. RefSeq lists its product as uncharacterized. The transcript has a single exon. Lineage: Eukaryota; Fungi; Ascomycota; Sordariomycetes; Hypocreales; Cordycipitaceae. The coding region runs from base 1 to 783 and encodes 260 amino acids. The record is from RefSeq and is a predicted model, not a curated record.